ACACAUUCAAACGACGAGUUGUGAAAUCUCUAAUUCAAAAAUAUUUUAUUUAUAGUCGGAUAUAUCAAUUUUCAGCAGUAGAAAUUUGUGUAAUUAAUAUUUUUCGUGUCUGAAGACUACAAAAGGCAUCAAGUUUAAUUUAAAUUAAUACGAAUAUUAUCAAAAACAUCAUUAGGAUUUUUCGUUUUCAUCUUCAUGAUCCCUGCAUAACUUAGCGUCUUCAAAAACAGACUUUAAAGGAAGCAAAAAAACAAUUUAAUUGAAAGAUAUCAUGGAAAGUGUUGCAGCGAAAGCCACAGAAAAGAUUGCGAAAAAAUCACGCGAGGAAAAAUUACGCGAACAAAAAAUUGAGUCGGAAAUAUUGAAAUCACUGAAUGGCAUUACCGAUUCUGAACAGAAGUUUCAAACAUUGUUACAUCGAUGUGUUGAAGCUGAAAGAAUCAGUAAAUCAGCUCAACUUCAACAGAAGCAAAAUCAAAAAACUAUCGAAACGUUGUUAUUGGAAAAGGAUAAUCUUGCAGCUGAACAUCAGCGCACUUUGCUUACAAAAUCAAAACUGGAAUCACUCUGUCGUGAACUUCAAAAUCAAAAUAAAACCAUCAAGGAAGAUUCGCUUUCAAAAAUACGUGAAGAAGAAGAACGGCGCAAAGAAACUCAAGCAAAGUUUCAACAAUCUUUGAAUGAGAUCCAGAUAUUAAUGAAUGAGAAUUCGGAGAAGAAUAAAAAGUUGGAACAUGACAACCAUGAGAUGAGCUCAAAAUUUAAACAAAUUUUAAACCAAUAUGAAGAACGUGAGAAGCAAAUGGAUCGAAUCAACAAGCAAAUGGAACUUGUCACUCAGUUGAAUGAAGCAAAGCUUGCAAAAGCUAAUGUUGAAUCGAUUGCUGAGAAAGAAGCUUUCUUAAAGCAAACGGCGAUUCUCGAAGAAACAAUUACGAUUCUCAAACGACAAUUGUCUGACGCUCUUGGUUCUGAGAAAGCACUGAAAGCUCAAGUUGACUUGUACAGCUCAAAAUAUGGUGAAUUUACAAAAACUUUUGAAGGCUACAAAACAGACAUGACCAAAAUGUCAAAGAAAACUUUCAAGAUGGAAAAAGAAAUGUUGCAGUGGAAGAUCAAGUACGAAAAAGCAAAUGCAAUGCUUCUCGAUCUCAUCAGUGAGAAACAAAUUCGAGAUGAACACAUCACAAAAACAGCAAAGCAACUUUUUCAUUUGCAAAAAUUAUGUCGAACUUUAUCAUCGGAAAAGAAAGCAUUUUAUGGAAAACUUGUCGAAUGCAACAUUGAUAUUCCUGAAGUGAAAAUAUCAAAUGAUGAAGAAGUUACAACAGUUCCUGAACCUGUUGUUGAAAAGGGACCAGAUAAGCUUGAUAAAAUGAUGAAAUCUCGUGAUGAACUCAGAAAGAAUUUAGAUCAAUUGCAGACACAGCUUACAGGAUUACAAUUGAAAGAAGAAGAAUCAGCAAAUAACAAGAAAACAAAAUCCAAAAAGUCGAAGAAGUCUGGAAAAAAUGUUGAAAAUGGAAUGACGAAGGUCAAUGAGUUAGAGAAAAUUGAGUCAAAACCUAUUGAAGAAUCGGCAAUGGUCAAUGGAAAUAAUAUCUUGAAAGUUGUUGAGUCUUCUGAUCCUACUCCUGAAGUUAUUGAAGAAAUUGUUGGUGAAGUUUCUGAGCUUUCUUCUGAAGUUAAAGAAAAUAUUGACAUAUUAAAGGAUGCUUCUGACUCAUCCCCAGUCUCUCCAAUCGAUUCCUAAAAUCGCGUGAUGAUUCUUUUUUUAUAUUUUUAACAAACAAAAGCUUUGUAAGUCGUCGCAAAUAAAAAAAAAUAAAAUAAUAACUUCGAUUUAA
Messenger RNA from Clunio marinus, 1847 nucleotides. Lineage: Eukaryota; Metazoa; Arthropoda; Insecta; Diptera; Chironomidae. The record is from the annotation of a GenBank genome assembly.